AUGGCGGACGUGGAUGAGAUAUGGCGGGAGAUGCAGCGCGAGCAGCCCAAGAUCAGUGCCAAGCGGGCCGCAGUCAAGGCCGUCAAGGACUUGAGCCUCCUGCAGAAGGAGAAGCCCAAGCAAAAGAAGAGUGCUGGCAAACAGCUGGAUUCGACACUCAACUGGAUGCGGGGCUGGUCCACUGGCCUCGUCGUCGGGCAGCAGAAGGACUCGGACUUUGGUGCUUCCGCGAUGGCGGGGAUUGUCGAGGACCUCGCCGUCGCUGCGCCGCCCACAACCAUAUUGGAUACUCGGGAGGAGCUCCCGACAGGCACACCAGAGACCUUUCUGGCCUACAUCCAGCGAGACAUCAACUGCCUGGCUGAGGACACGAUGAACGUCCGCCUGCAGUCGCUUCAGAAGUUGGAGCGGAUUCUGGUGCGGCAGGGUGACAUCCUAGCAACAGACGUGGUGGACGCUGUCUUCGAUGCGAUGCUCAAGCCGCUUCUGAAACGGCUGAAGGACAAGAGCGAGAAGUGCCGCGAGCUGGCCGUGAAGAUUCUCCGCAGUCUGGUGGAGAAUACUUCUGACCUCGCCGCGGCACUGCCCUACGUUUUUCCGACGCUGGUGUCCCGCUUGGGCUGCGAGGACUUAGAUGGUGUUGCGCACCUACCAGAGAUCAUGCGGCCGGACCCUGAGCAGAAGCCCACGGAGAUCGCUCGGCCGGUUGAGGAUAGCGAGGAGGUCCGCCUCGAGCUGGGCCGCUUCGUCGCCUCACUCCUCCAGCGGUGCAGCCCGAUCCAGAUCUACUCCUAUAUCGAUGAGGCGACAGGUCUCAUCCGUGCGCAAGCGAUGGAUCCUUUCCAUGGGGUCAAGGCCCUGGCUUGCGACACCAUGGUGACGUUCUGCUACAACAACAGAGAGAUGUUACUGCACUUUGCGCUGCCGCUGGCCCGCUCACUGACGUCCUGCCUCACCCACAACCAUGCCAAGCUGCGGAUCGCUGGCCUGCGUGCUAUCACCGCUUGCCUCUUCUGUGGGGUGUGGAAGCACAACUUCGAGAUUUUCGAGGUGCUCAUGGCAUGGCAGGACCCAAACAAGGUUCCGAUCAAGGCGUUCUACGAGGGCGUAACGAAUGUCAACUACAUGUCCACCUUGAGCUUCGAUCGGCACCCGGCGGUGCGCCGGUUUUGGUUCGAAACACUCGCGUACUGGAUGAUACGAUGUGUGGACAAGGUGGAUCUGGAGCCGUACAUAGCUCCUUACCUGCUGACAGGCCUGUGCGACGAGAAUGAGGAGAUCGCCUUGGAGGUCUUCUGGCUCAUCGAGCGCAUCGGUGAGGCUUACGAGGAGGAGCACGAGGAGGACCUGGAUCCGCAGAAGCCUCAGGGCUGUUUAGGGCCUAAGGGCUCGGUCUCCGUUCGGUCAGUGCGGCAAACAGCAAAGCUACAAAGUUUUUUUUUUAAGGGUUUAGGGUUUAGGAUGAUUUCUGGGUUUAGGUUUAGGGGUUUGGGGUUGGGUUUGGGGGUUUUGGGGCUCAGGAUCUUCAAGGUUUAG
Messenger RNA from Symbiodinium sp. CCMP2456, 1536 nucleotides. The record is from the annotation of a GenBank genome assembly. Lineage: Eukaryota; Dinophyceae; Suessiales; Symbiodiniaceae.